AUAGAUCUGAUGAUUGAUUUGUAACCUUGCUCGAUUUGGACGGAUCUCAUAAGGUUGUAUUCUAUCUCUGCAGAUUUGAGGACUCCAAUCUAGAUCUAAUUAAGACGAAGAUCGAGAUGGUGACCACUUGCUGUGGUGGCGGAGCCGCGGAGGAGCAACAAUUGAUGGUGGUGAGUUGAAUCGGAAGGUAGGAAACUUGGAUGGAGAAGCUGGAGAGAAGAGAAGGCUGUGUUUUUUUUAAAGGACUAGACAGGCUGUGUGGUGACAGGAGGAUUAGCUGGAGGGUAAAUUUGGAAAGCCAAGGUUAUUUUCAUUCCACCUAAAUUUGCGCACCAAGUCAAAGCGGGAAAAUUAAUUAUGAACGGAGGGAGUAUGUUUUAGUGGUAAAUUAUUCUUGGAAUAAUCAAUUUAACCGUACCAUGCCAAAGCUUCAAACGGUUCUUCUCUGCCAGAAGAAAAUUAGUGGACGAAGAUCAAUCUUCAUCUCUUCAAAUUCUUGAGGAAAUUAAGGGGAAACAAUGUCUCGUGCACUUUAUCAGUUCCCUCAUAUGCCGAGCAAACGAAGGCCCGAAGAUCUUGAGAUUUCCAACGUCUACGCCCUGCUCCCAAUGAAGCGGCUCUGCUCGAUCGUGACCGCCUCAAAUGCGGACAUGUUGUUCCUUGCCGCCGAUGAAGAUCUCGAUAUUUACUAUUCAACCCCUCAAAUCAAUUUGAAGCACCAUUUCAAAUCGAUUAUUUGAAAUGUUUAGCACAAGAUGACAGACGAAAGCUGUUCGGAGUAAUUAGAUACUCCUCUCCAAUUUGAUUAUAAAUUGUGGGUUACAGA
Cuscuta campestris is the source of this 826-nucleotide messenger RNA. NCBI's taxonomy places the organism in Eukaryota, Viridiplantae, Streptophyta, Magnoliopsida, Solanales, Convolvulaceae. The record is from the annotation of a GenBank genome assembly.